Messenger RNA from Daphnia pulex (common water flea), 1946 nucleotides. RefSeq names its product glycogenin-1-like (gene Gyg). The record is from RefSeq and is a predicted model, not a curated record. The transcript has 9 exons. Gene Ontology annotation, cellular component: cytoplasm. NCBI's taxonomy places the organism in Eukaryota, Metazoa, Arthropoda, Branchiopoda, Diplostraca, Daphniidae. Gene Ontology annotation, molecular function: glycosyltransferase activity. Bases 179 to 1609 code for a protein of 476 amino acids.
CGGUUAAAAAGAUCCAAAACUCCUCGAGCGGGAGUUCUGCUGGUGAGUUUUGUUCUGUUCGUCUGAUCUUCUCAUAUUCUCUCAGACGUAGUAACAGCGCCGUCAAAGCAACCCCUUAUUAGUUUUCGUUCUUUGUCACAAGCAUCUGCAAUCAGUCAAACACGCACAAAUUACAAUCAUGGCAGCUGAAGCAUGGGUCACAUUGGCAACAAAUGAUUCCUACGCCGUGGGAGCCUUGGUGCUCGCACACUCUUUAAAGUCUGCAAAUACAACAAGGCCACUAGUUGUCAUGAUAACUGAUCAAGUCAGCACUGCAAUGAGGGAUAGACUUGGUGCAGUUUCAUGCCUAGUUCAAGAAGUCAAUGUCAUGGAUUCACAUGACAGUGCUCACUUAGCAUUGUUAGCAAGACCUGAACUUGGCAUCACUUUCACCAAAUUGCAUUGCUGGGCUUUGACUGCUUUCAGUAAAUGUGUUUUCUUGGAUGCAGAUACUCUGGUCAUUCAAAACUGUGAUGAGCUCUUUGAAAGGGAGGAAUUCUCAGCAGCAGCUGAUGCUGGCUGGCCCGACUGCUUCAAUUCGGGUGUCUUCGUUUUUAGACCCUCGUUGGAGACGUACAGCAAACUUCUCUCUUUUGCUGUAUCCGAAGGAAGCUUUGACGGUGGUGACCAGGGUUUGCUCAACUCUUACUUUGCAGACUGGGCCACUAAAGAUAUUAGUCGACGAUUGCCUUUCAUUUACAACAUGACUGCUUCAGGCUCCUAUUCUUAUCGGCCAGCAUACAAACAGUUUGGAAAGAACGUUCGAAUUGUUCAUUUCAUAGGUUCACCGAAACCAUGGCAGGCAUCUGAGGCCUCUGCUUUCCAGAGGCCAGUUCCCGGAGAUCACAUCGGACUCUGGUGGAGCAUUUUCGUCAGCCAUGUCCUGCCUUGCUUAUCCUCUGAAAUGUUCCCCAUUCAACGCCCUCAUUACCAAUUGAAUGAGCAGCCUGACGUUUCUCUAUCAGCCCCCAUUAAAGAGAGAAAUCAUUCAACUCAUAUUGACAGUGAAAGUUUGACCCUUGCUAACGUUGCCCCUAUCGGGCAACUUUCGGACGCCGCGGAAGUCAAGGAAGCUGCGGUUGAGGCUGCAAUGCUGAAUCGACCGUCCCAUUUGACAGAGUUUUCCCAUGUGCCAAUUUCAAACCAUGAUUUACUCCCCCCGAUUCUUCCAAAUCCUAAUAAUACCGUAAUAUUGCCAUCAUCUUUUAUCGAACCCAACUCUUUCGCUUCAGGCCAAACAGACAGUGCUGAAUCCGAACAUUUAAGCUUGCCCACAAUAGUGCCGGCGGAGGAUAGUACUGGAGUUGCAGCCCAAUUCUCGCAGCUUGUUGUCAAAGACGAGAGGCAGCAGGUUGUUAGCAAGGAAGAACAACAUCAUAGUCAACCGCAAGGCAGCCCUCAACACGUAGCGGUUGCCACAGGAGGGGAAGCUGCGGCGGCUGCCGUUUCGUCUGCUCCGAGUUCCCGGGAGGCCUGGGAACAAGGAUGUGUCGACUACACUGGAAGAGACUCGUUUGAUAAAAUUAUGGAGAAAAUCGCAAAGACACUCGAAAGCCAACAGAAACCUUAAAUCGAGUCAUACGAAUUGCAAAAGAAAAAUAAAAUCUACAUUUCGUACGAAUGCCGGAGAAGCCAUACUUGCCGCCGCCAAUACUUUUAUUGCUUUUACUAACUUGUCCUGUGGCUGUUUCUCUCGAAUCGAAUCUUUUCGUGUGUUGGAGCUUAAGUAGAGUCAACCGAGGAAUAUUUUCUUGUACUUCUUCUGGGUCGUGAAUUUUUCUGUUGGUUUUUCUUUAAUGUUAUACAUGGAUACAUCUUUCCAAAAAUAUGAAUAUCAAAUGUUAACAAGUUCAAAUAUGUAAAAUCUAAAAUGAGGAUCUAAUAAUAAUGUAGUAUGGCUUCUCAAA